AUGACGCUAGAGAAAAUCCGUGAGGAGCUUUCUCACGAAUCCAUCAUGAAGUUCGAUAUGUACUUUUGUAACGAGAGAAGCCCGAAUGAGAUACCAAGGAACCAAGAAGCGAACACUUGUCUCUACGAGAUACUCGUUGACAACAAUAAUCUCUGCAUUAAGCGAAGCAAGAAACUUGAAGAAGUAAUGCCUCGUUUAAUUAACGAGAAAAAGUUAGAUUGUGGCAUUCGAUGGACUGAAGAUGGACCAAAACAGUCUGAUAACAUAGCAUUCAAGUUUAACAGAUAUGAAUUUGGAACACAACACACUGAAUAUAGAUGUACGUUUGAAAAUAGUAACAAGAAACUCUGUGAAAAUGGCAUUGAAUGGAAACUUAAUUUGAAUAUGUCAUGGUUACCAUUUACCGGCUCGAUGGGUGCACAUUGCGCGCAAAAAGGAUCAAACGGAGUUGAACAUAAAUCAUGCCGAAUACUCGAAAGAUAUAGUCGAAUGACAUUAUUGAUGAAAAAAGAACAUAUAAAACCUUCCGAUGAAUUUACAGACGAUGUAGAGCAAGCAUUGAACUUGGGAAGUCAAGAGGAGAGGCGUGACGCAUUGAAUGAAGUUUGCGCGAAAUAUGGGCAUUUUUGGGCGAGAACUGUACAACUGGGAGGGCUGAUUAUCAAAAACGAGCAAGAGCAUAAAGAGACCAAUGUCCAUUCGACUGGUAGAGCAAUAGGCAUUGGUGCCACAUUGGGAACUACACUACUGGAAACAGAGGGAGGGAUAAAUCGGAAUAAUGAAACUCUGAAUCAAAACUUAUCUAGGAAUUCGGACAAGAAUAUUGCGGUUGUUGGGGGAGAUGAGACAGCUUAUAAGCGUGAUGAUACAGAUCAAUGGGAAAAAACGCUUGAAGAUUGCUUUACCUGGAAGAUAGUAGAUUAUGAAGAUAUAGUUUCAAUUUUUGAAAUUUUUGAAGAAACGACACGAAAUGCUAUUAUCAAAGCAUUUGGACCAAGAAUAUGCUAUUAUGGGAUUAACGAAUUGAAGCUUUCAAGAAAAACCUUAUAUCUAUGUGUGCGUCCACUAAAAAUCAAUUCUGAUGUAUGGAAAGGAAUUAGCCAGCACCAAAUUUUUGCAGAAGUCAUGUGUGAUGACAAGAGUGAUGCAAUAUUUGCAGUGAAUAUUGAACAAAAGGCAAUUGGGCCACCAAAUAUACAUGUUUCCAAAGUUCGGGAAAGUAAAAGUGGUGGUUUCAACAAUUUAUUUGGGAAGAGCUGCUAUACAUUGAAAAUAGCCUACAUUAUCACAGGCUAUCCACAAUCAUUCAUCUCCCAAACAGUUGAUGAAUUACCUGUUGAGGUUGAUGUUGUCGAAGGAGAAAAGAGAGAUGAUAAGUUUGUUGCUUCAUUGCCAAUGAUUCCAAAUAUUCAAGGUUUUAAUCAAAGAGUUGUCUUAAUCACUUGUUAUGUAACACAGCAGAUUAUGCGUGCUGGCAAUAUGAUAUUUGCAGUGCACCUUCACAAGGAUGAUACCAAUAUUACUGAAGUAUGCAUUUCUGACACUCGGAAUAAUAAUAACAAAGAACAGACAAUCGCAGGUCAAUUUACACCACCCAACGGCAACAUGGCUGGUCGUUCCAAAGAGGCAAAAAUGAAUAUUGACGUAGUUGGCGCGAAAGUAGGCGAAGUGGCACCAGAGGCCAGCGUAUAG
This is a messenger RNA of Paraglomus brasilianum, 1692 nucleotides long. Lineage: Eukaryota; Fungi; Glomeromycota; Glomeromycetes; Paraglomerales; Paraglomeraceae. The record is from the annotation of a GenBank genome assembly.